This is a messenger RNA of Anneissia japonica, 2225 nucleotides long. Its product is annotated as neogenin-like. The record is from RefSeq and is a predicted model, not a curated record. The transcript has 9 exons. Lineage: Eukaryota; Metazoa; Echinodermata; Crinoidea; Comatulida; Comatulidae. Gene Ontology annotation, molecular function: protein binding. Bases 1 to 1638 code for a protein of 545 amino acids.
AUGGCGGUUGCCACGAUAAUUGGAAUCUCUGCUUCUUCUAACACAAAAGUUAAUCCAGGUCAGAUUUCUACAUUCCAAUGUGACAUUCAAGGUAAUGUGGCUGGUGUUACCAUCCAGUUCCUUAUUGGUAGUCAACCCGCUGCAGAAACUGCACGCACACAAGCAAAUGGGGUUACCAGGGUUACAUUUACCGGUGAAGCAAAUCCUACUGUUACAUAUAUCUGCAGACUUGCUAGGGAUCCAUAUACAGCAUAUGCAGAUCAUUCACUUAAUCUCUUUGCAUUACCAACGUAUACUGGACAACCAAGCUCACUGACGGUUACUGGAUCAUCAGUGGAAUUGAGAUGGAGGAACUGGAGUACCAGUAGUGGAGAUGGUGGUGAUGGUCCUGUUAUUGGAUAUGUUCUAUAUUACAGACGGUCUUCAUCAUCUGGGCUCUGGAGCCACAUGCCUCAAGACAACAGUCUUACAGCCACAGUGACUGGUUUACGGUGGGAAGAAGAAUAUGAUUUUGCUAUAGCAGCGGUCAGGGAAGGUGCUGGGGGUGAAGGUCCAAGGGGAAGUAAUGAGCUAACUGCAUCAACAGUCUGUGGAGAACCAUCAGCACCAGUAGUCAGAGCAAAUUCGAGUUACAAGUUUCCUAAAAGAAUCAACAUUUUUUGGCAACGAUUAACGGCUACUGAGUCCAAGUGUUCAAUUGGCGUAGAGCGUUAUACUAUAUCUUACAAACCUGUUAACGCAGACGUGUCCAUGAUCAAUGAGAAAACAACCGUUGACGAUUUUUAUACAAUAAUGGAACUUGAAACAUACACAGAAUACAGCAUCUCUGUUACAGCGCGUAACAAAAAUUUCCCUGGGAUGGCAGGAGUGGUACAAGUGUUCUCACCUGAAGAGGUACCUCCAGUUCCAGGAGUCACAGCAACACAUGGUGGUUCAUUCCUCAACGUUUCUGUGUACCCAUCUGAGUCAUUCAGCAGAAAUCUUUAUGGGAAUAUAAUAAGUUUUGAUGUGAGAUACAGAUCAAGAAAUAGCGAAGAGUGGAAGAAUCAAACGCUUACAGCAGACCAAGGGAUCCACGGCUACAAAAUAUCAAGUGUGGUCGAAGAUGCAAAGUAUAAAGUUAUUGCUAGAGUAGUCAAUAGGGCCGGUGUGGGAAACUGGAGCCCAUUUUUCACUGCUGAGCAUAGUAGUUGCAUACAGAGUACAGGAGCAUCAAUCCCCAGAUUUAUGAUUGCAUUAGUGGUUGUUCUUUCCAUCAUCAUCUUCCUGAAUUCCUUGGUGUUUUGCCUAUGCUACAGAUGCAACCACUCAAAUGGGAAUAAUACACAUAAAUGUGAAGUCCAGGAUGAUAAUCUGGCAACAAAAACCCGAGUAGUUGAAGAAGCAACUGAACAACCGAAUAACUAUACCACCAUCGCCAUACAGCAUGAGGAUCAAUAUGAGGUCAUCCGAACAAAGACUCAAGACACGUAUGAUUGUACAAUUCAACAGACCAGUGGACACGAGGUAACUCAUGCAGAAGAAAAGAUUGGAGUUACCAAAAACAAAAAGGAGCCUUAUGAAAUCCCUUUGAAAAGUAUGGGACAGAAAUCUGACGAAGUUAUUAAUGAUAUUCCUCAAUAUACCAACAUAAAAUAGUCACUAUCUGUCAUGUCCGAUACGUGUUUAAAAGCAGGGCCUACCUGAAUGUCUACCUUUUGCAGUGUAUUUUAAAAUGUAUACUAAUGGACAACACCGAGAAGUAGAUCAUGUCAUGGGUUCCUCUCUUCCUAGAUUUGGUAAGUCCUAGGACAACAAUAUAUAACUGGUUUGUAUAAACAUUUUAGUAAUAAAAAUAUUUAAAAUGAUAAUAAUUAGAAUGAAGUAGAUGCUUCAAAAUAUAGUUUCAUCGUUAUGUUAACUGAAGUUAUAUAAUUAUUUUAUCGUUAAGAUCUGCCUAUUUAUAGUUAUUUUGGUUCUUUUGAUUUCAAAAUUUGAAACGUAAAGUUAAAUGAUGUAUCUUGUAAAGAAAUUAUAAUACAUACUCCAAGUAUUGAAAUGCACGCCAUCGUGGUGCCUUUAAAUAUUUUGACAUUAAUAAUGUUAAAAGCAUUUGAUUGUUUUGUAUUUGUCGUUUUCCUUAUCUUGACUGUUUUUUGUUUCCAUUCUGUAAGUUACGGGCUCCCAGCUGUUGGAUGCAAAUAUAAAAAUAAAAUAAAAUAACAAUAAAUGUCAUUAUUAUUAUU